GAUAGAGGCGUUGAUCACUUUUUUGUCAGCAACAUCUCAGCCCAAUUGCGUAUAAAGAAUUUUGUAAAUCCUCCAUUAGUAUUUGAAAAAUCUCCGCCUCUAUUUCCGCCAACAUUGAAUUCCACCGAUAUUUUGAAUACAAAUCACUUGAACGAAAAUCGCACGAUACUCCUCAGUUGCCAAUCGACCGAAGAAUCGAAUGUGAAAAUGUUAUGUGCUUUGAAUGAUUUGUCUUUGUCCUGUGGACUACAGCCCGGACAAAAUAUAACGCUGGAAUUAAGCUAUGACGUCCAAUGGGGAAACGUUCAAGACCUGAUGGCGAACAAUGCAGAAUACUUGGCUCAUGUUGCUAUGGUGAAUUUAAAACCUAGUGCAGAAGUAAAUGGGUAGGUAUUGAGUUUUAAAAAUACA
Messenger RNA from Rhagoletis zephyria (snowberry fruit fly), 411 nucleotides. RefSeq lists its product as uncharacterized. NCBI's taxonomy places the organism in Eukaryota, Metazoa, Arthropoda, Insecta, Diptera, Tephritidae. The record is from RefSeq and is a predicted model, not a curated record.